Mizuhopecten yessoensis (Yesso scallop) is the source of this 3216-nucleotide messenger RNA. RefSeq lists its product as uncharacterized. The transcript is spliced from 5 exons. Lineage: Eukaryota; Metazoa; Mollusca; Bivalvia; Pectinida; Pectinidae. Bases 430 to 1968 code for a protein of 512 amino acids. The record is from RefSeq and is a predicted model, not a curated record.
UCAAGUUGACAUAUGAUAUGUGCAUGCAUAGCUUCUACCAAGUUUGCCCUGGACACUUAAAAACCCGAGAGCUAUAGCAGUUUACGAAUUGAUAAUGGACGGUGAUUCUUGGUAAUGUGCUGAAUACUUUUGAUGCAGAUACUUUUCAAAAGUUACCAGACAGAAUGCGAUGGGAUGAUAUCUUAAAGGGAAACAUUCUGGCCACUGUUAACGGAGGAUGCUCUGCUUAUACAAGGACUUUUAAAUGUUCACUGGUGUGACGACUUUAGGAACAGUGCUCAUCACUUUUGAGACGGAUGUUUUACACGUGCAUGAGAUUAAACCCUAUUCGAUGAGGCCAUAUUUUUAUGGAUUAUACAAUUGCCCAAUAUAACAGAGUGGUACCAUGUACACGUAGAUAUUUACCGAUUCUUCAUUGUAAAACACAGCAUGCACAGCAUGAACAUUAUGCUUGUGCUGAGUUUCAGUACUAUCAGUUUAUCAUGGUGUGCGAAUGUUUUUUUUAAUUUAAACAAGAAUAAAUAUGAAGAAGGUCGAAAUCUGUACGAGAUCAUGAACAGCCAUACCAAGCGUCCCAUAUACGGUCAGUGUUGGAAGGACACCCUAGUGAAAAUCAAGACUGGCUGUCGGGACUUAACCGAUGUUGUUCAAAGUCGUAUGGCGUUAUCAUAUCUUAACUGUUUUCUCAAGGUUAAUGGGAGGACCGUUUACACGUGUGGUGUAGAAGAUCCUGUUCAUGAGUGUACACAAGCCAUGUCUGAUACAGACAUGAGUACAUUUGCGACAUUUUUUACUCAAACACAUAACAUUUGUUAUUUUCUUGAAGCUCAAAAUUGGCAGAAUGAAGCAGAGCAGACGAUAUCAAAAUUAGCAAAAAGUUCGGCAAACGUGGUUGAAAUUUUGGAAGACAGCGCAAUUCACCAACAAGCAAUAAUACACCGACAAAACCUCACUUUAGAAAAUCAAGACAUAAUUUUAUUGAAAGCGACCAAUCUUAGUAAUGUAAUUUUAACAGCGUCUACAAAUGUCUUCGAUUUUUUUUCUGUAUUGGAAAAGAGGACAUUUGACCAGAAACUCUUGAUAAAUGACAUUUUCGAUAAGGUUGCAAAGUUGCAGACGACCGUCCUGGGAGGCUUUUCUCGAUUUUACUCCUUGGUAUAUUACACCUUGUCUGUUAUAGUGUCCUGUUUAUUGACUUCUGCCAGCCGAACAGCGGGCGCAAGGUUCUGGCUGUUAGCUAUAAUGACAGUCAAUAUCAUAGUCGAGAGGUUGUUUAUAUAUUACUUCAGUGGAUCUUUCUCUGUAAAGGAGGUCAAUAAAAUGACCGAGGCUGAAAUUGAGGAGACCGUUUACACAUACCAAUGGUUGUGUAGAGAGGUGAGCGCAAUCCUGUCUAUUGCUGUCCUCGUCUUCUACAUAUACAUCUACAGAAACCUCAAAGUCAUCAACAACCAGCUGCUGCUGAAACUGAAGAAACAAAACUCGGAGCUCAAACAUCAAGUCAAGGAACUCUCUAAAGAUAUUUCUAUAAUUCGUCAUUACAUCAUGAAUCAACCAAUCGCAGAUUCUGACGAUUCGGAUGCUGAAUCAUCAAGUAAAAUCCUUCCGGCACGAAGGAAACAGAAGAAGUCGAUAUCUCCUCUACAGGUUUUGCCAACGACGGCCAACGCCAACGAAACUAAUAUAGAGGCAGACGAUCGGAGUGAAAUCACUGUGGAAACUAGUGAUCGGGAGCAAGCGGUAGCCACUUCCGGUACAGAGACAUCAUCUACAAGUUCCGGUGCCGAAGGAUCAGGAAGUAGGUCAGAGGGACUUGGAACUUCUCCAAUUGCAAGGAGAUCAAUGACAACGUCCGACACAGAGAGAUCGGUAUCCACUUCCGGUGCAGAUAUGACUCCCUUAGUAGACACGCCACAGUCAUCCGGGUAUUCGCUAAGAUCGAUGAGUCGUCCGAGAACGCCACCGUGACAUGUUAUACUCCUACGUCCCAGGAUGCUGAUGGCCUGCAUCAUGAUAUCUAUAAUCCUAGCUCAUUGUUGGUUCACUUUCUUAGGUAUGAUAGUAGGUGACAAGGUUAAAAAAAGAUAAUAAUUGUCCUAAUUAUGAUUUGACAAAAAUUAUUAAAUCACCUAUCCACAUUUCAUUAACAAUGAAGUUAGAAAAGGCUCUCCAGUGGCGAAUCAACUGUGACAUGUGCCAUGAUGAAAAAUCCGGGGAGAGACUCGUAUUUUAUGACUGAGGAAAGUAUAAAUCAGCGUUUUUCUAAUAGUGUCUUUCUGGAUACGCCGCAGUGGGCCAGUUCUAAAUCGAGACGAGGGGGUUCAAAGACUAUCGCACAUUUAUGACAAAGCAUUAAACAAAGCGUAGCUUAAUCGAGUAAUUUCGGUACAUAUAUAACCACUAUUGUACUAUACAUACGCUUAAAGCGUAGCCGAAUCGACACCGAUUUUGUGGACAACUCGUACACAUUUUACACCCUUGUGUGCAUACGCUUCACUGGUCCUUUGUCUGAUGAAGAUGACAGUGUACAUAUCGUAUGAGUCAUCGAAACGACGUCACAUAGAAAAGUCUUUUGGUUGUGUAAAAAGAACUUUUCAUAGUGUAUAAAUCAGCGACAGUUAAAGUAUGUGGAAGUGUUUCCUGAGGUGACCAUUAUUGUUCUAAUGAAAGUAAAUGUCAUUUCAUCAAAUUUUAGAAGAGGGGGCUGUUGUAUAUAGUUAAUUUUAAGUUCUGUGAGAUGAAUAUGACCAAAGUAAUUGUCGAAAUUAUUGUUCUUUAUUAAAAUAUAUUUCUGAAUGUGAAAUUAAGAAAACUCGUGCAAGCAUCUGAUUUUCUGUUUUAUUAUUAAACUGAUUGUAAAUUGUAAUUUGCUAUUUCAUUAUAUUUACCAUCGUAUGGCAUUGCCACUAAAUUCAUAUAGGCUAUGCAAGUACAAUUGAUUUUUAUAUGAGAUGAGCAGAUUCCAAAAUGGUAAAUAUAAGUAUUGAACUGCCUUCAGCAGGCAGUCAUAGGAUGAUGUGUUAACACUUGUAACUUGAUUGAAAGUGUCAUUAGUUUACACCUAAUACUUAAAGCCUGAAUUUUUCGCGUUUAAGAAUACACCAUACAGCUGUAGGUUUGGAAGCUUAGUCGAGGUGUAUAGCCUCCUUGUAGCUUAUAUAAUGGCGUCUGAACGCUUUAUUUUAGUAUGCUUUUAAAUUAAAAAGACUGAUUUUA